This is a messenger RNA of Plectropomus leopardus (leopard coralgrouper), 1128 nucleotides long. It is a transcript of the gene lzic, whose product is annotated as leucine zipper and CTNNBIP1 domain containing. Gene Ontology annotation, molecular function: beta-catenin binding. Lineage: Eukaryota; Metazoa; Chordata; Actinopteri; Perciformes; Serranidae. Gene Ontology annotation, biological process: negative regulation of Wnt signaling pathway. The record is from RefSeq and is a predicted model, not a curated record. Gene Ontology annotation, cellular component: nucleus; cytosol; beta-catenin destruction complex.
AAUGCCAGGCUGCGUUCACAAUCACAAAUCCACAAACUGCUAACGCCGCGAUAAAGGUUUUGUAACCCUUCUCGAAAGUAGUUAUUUUUCGCGGAAUUCCAAUUUACUGAUUCAGAUAUUUUUUUUGGUAUAUUCGUCAAGCUGGUGCAGAUAUUUAAGUCAGCGCGCGACUGAUUUGCUUCUGUUUACAAAAAGAGUUUCGGUGGGAAAUAAGAUUUUAACUAAUGAUGGCUUCUCGCGGGAAAUCAGAAACUGUGAAAUUGAGGCAAAAUAUGGAAGAGCAACUUGACAGACUGAUGCAGCAGCUUCAGGAUCUGGAGGAAUGCAGAGAAGAACUGGAUGAGGAAGAGUAUGAGGAGACAAAAAAGGAAACUUUGGAACAACUGAGUGAAUUCAACGAUUCGCUGAAGAAGAUCAUGACAGGAGACAUGACACUUGUGGAUGAGCUCAGUGGGAUGCAGCUGGCAACCCAGGCUGCCAUCAGCCAAGCUUUCAAAACCCCAGAGGUGAUCCGACUUUUUGCCAAGAAGCAACCAGGGCAGCUGAGAACCAGACUAGCAGAGAUGGACCGCGAUGUCAUGGUGGGGAAACUGUCACGGGAUGUGUACACGCAGCAGAAAAUGGAAAUCCUCACAGCCCUGAGAAAACUUGGAGAGAAGCUCACUUCAGAGGAUGAGACUUUUCUCACUGAAAACGCUACAGCUACUCUGAGCCAGUUUGAAAAAGUGACUGCAAACUUAGGCUCAGAAGACAAAAUUAUGGCUUUAGCUAGCUCCGGUGUGAAAACCAAGGCGUAGUAACUCUACAAAAUGUCAAUUUUAACUCUGUUUGUUAUUACCAAGGAAGAAAUGUGCCAAUCGAUCAUUGGUUUUAUAAAUGACCAGUGCACCUCUAGGCGUUGCUGUAGAUGCUAACACUUUUUAACAGUAUUGUUUUAUAACCCUCAACUUUUGUAAAUGUCUUUUACUUGUCCAGAUGCGUGUAAAAUUGUAUUAUAGGUACGAGCAUGUGAUUUGUUGAAUAUGAAGACGUGUACAUGAAUGUAUAAGAGUUCAAGAGGAAUACUCUGAUGUGAUUUGUGCUGUAUUUCUUAUUGGGUUGCAUCUGUCUUAAAUCCUGAAAAUUCAA